GUUUUGUGUGGUUACAUAAUCCAGCGCCGAUGUGACAAGGUUACAAGGGUAGCGAAGGUUUCUUAAAGGAAAGUAACUGAACUGAAAUCGGUUUUUUAUUUCAUCAUGGAAGGACUUGAUUUGUCUUUGCUAAAGUCACUGGAUCGACCAAAAAUGUUUGAUUUUGAAGGCAUCUCUAUGGUGCAUUACUUUACUGAUGACUGGGAAAAUGUUCAAAAGUUCCAGGCAAGACCAGAUGACAUCCUUGUUGCUACUUACCCCAAAGCAGGCACUACAUGGGUUUCAUAUAUUUUGGACCUACUUUAUUUUGGCAGUAAAGAACCAGAACGUCAGACCUCAAUACCCAUCUAUCUCAGAGUCCCUUUCCUUGAGGCAGUUUUGCCUAAGAUACCUACAGGGGUUGAACUAGCUAAUAAUUUACCCACCACACCAAGAAUCAUCAAAACCCAUCUACCUGUUCAACUUGUGCCCAAAUCCUUCUGGGAACAAAACUGCAAGGUUAUCUAUGUGGCUCGUAAUGCCAAAGACAAUGUUGUGUCAUAUUUCCACUUUGAGCGCAUGAAUCAUCUCCAACCUGAGCCAGCAGGCUGGAACGAAUAUUUACAGACCUUCAUGGAUGGAAAGUUGGUGUUUGGACCUUGGUAUGAUCAUGUGUGUGGCUACUGGGAGAAGAAGCAGACAUACUCUAAUCUUCACUACAUGUUCUUUGAGGAUAUGGUAGAGAACACUGGUCGUGAGGUGGAGCGUCUUUGCUCUUUUCUUGGUUUAACUACACCAGCAGAAGAGAGAGAGAAGAUCACAAAAAGCACCCACUUUGAUGCCAUGAAGCAAAACAAGAUGACCAACUACUCCACAAUACAGAUUAUGAAUUUUUCAGUCUCACCAUUUAUGCGCAAAGGUAAAGUUGGUGACUGGAAGAAUCACUUCACUGUGGCCCAGAGUGAGCAGUUUGAUAAACAUUACAAAGAAAGGAUGAAGAACACAACUUUAAAAUUUCGAACACAGAUUUAGGAUGUUGUGAGAGCAGUGGCGGCUGGCGCAAACAAAAUUAAAAUUCAACUUUUAAUAACCACCUGUAAAUAAGAAGUGCUGGAAAAGCACCGAGUGAAAGCUCGGCCGCGAUCACUUGACUGCUGCUUAUUUCUCUAAGAUCAGGUCGAAAUGAACAUAAUGCAGUAAAGUUUUUUUUUUAUUGUAAAUAAAUUAUAUUAAGAAAUACAACGGAAUAUUGUGACUAAAUGACUUUAUUUCAUUAUUAAAAUAAAUAUUUAUGUUAAAUAAUUAUAUGUUAAAGUAGCAUUCUUCUCUGCCUAACUUUAAGGGGAUGGCGCCCCAGCAUCCCUUAUUGACCGGCCGCCACUGUGUGAAAGUUAAGAAUUCUUAUUGACCUGUAUAUUUUGUUCAAUGUCAAUUUAGCUUAAAUUAUAAAUUGCAGUAAAUCAUAUUAACAAUUUAAAUGUUAUAAUUCAUAUAGUAAAAACUUACACAGGCUCUUGUAUAGCAUAAGAUCCACAUAAAUUGAUUAAAAACCAUCCUAAUGAUAAAAUACUAUUGUAAUAAUAUAAUAAUAUAUUGUCGCUGUGACUAUAAAUAACUAUGGAUAUUUUAAUCUGUUGCUGUACAUUACUUACCACCAGAGGUGGACAGAGUACACAGGUUCAUUACUUAAGUAAAAGUACAGAUAACCCUUGCUAAAUUUUACUCAAGUUCAAGUAAAAGUACUACAGUCAGAUGCUUACUUAAGUAAAAGUACUGAAUUACUUGUUUUUAAAAGUACUUAAGUAUCAAGAGUACCAGAGUACAUUUUCUAAAUAAUGUAUAACUUCUGCCACAGUGCUUACAUUUAUGUACAGAAACGUUCUACAUAAAGUACAUCUGAGUGGCUAUAGCUACAGCUGGCAAAUUAGUUGGUGUAUGUGACUUUGACUACCCAAACGUAACCGAGAAUGUAAAAAGCUGCAUUAUCGCAGCUAGCCAAUCAUUUAGUGCAUUUUUCUGUAGCUAGAAUCUAGCUUAGAAAUGUAAGGAAGUUUAUUUCAAUGUACGUACCUUGGCAUGCUUCCACAAGUUGGAGGAUAAAUUUUUGUAGGCGGUGAUGAAGUUCUGUUUUGGUAAACACAGCAAACAUUUGAAGCGAAAACUAUCAUUAACUUGUUCAGAAAAUUUAACUAGUUUGGCGAGGUGGGGCCACGGGUUGGCACAUUCCCAGGAUGGACCUCGCGUUUGAGAGGGAAACAACAAAUUGAGGGUUUCUGAGAUUUUUUUAAUAUAUAUUUUUUAGAAGAAGUAACGGGUACUCACGCUUAUGGAUGGAAAUGUAGCGGAGUAAAGAGUACAAUAUUUGCCUCUCAAAUGUACUUGAGUAAAGUCAUGAGUGCUCCCCAAAAAUGAUACUCAAGUAAAGUACAGAUCCCUCAAAAUUUUACUUAAGUACUGUACUCAAGUAAAUGUACUCUGUCCGGCUCUGCUUACCACAUAAAUUCAAUUUUGAGUCUUUAAAAAAAAACCAUUCUUUUUGUACCAGAGUAAAAAAGUUAAUUUUAUACUCUAUCACUUUGACAUUAUGGGUGACUUACUGUAUUAUAUAAUAAAGUGACCAAAGCGUU
Clarias gariepinus (North African catfish) is the source of this 2606-nucleotide messenger RNA. RefSeq names its product cytosolic sulfotransferase 3-like. Bases 106 to 1011 code for a protein of 301 amino acids. The transcript is spliced from 8 exons. NCBI's taxonomy places the organism in Eukaryota, Metazoa, Chordata, Actinopteri, Siluriformes, Clariidae. Gene Ontology annotation, molecular function: sulfotransferase activity. Gene Ontology annotation, biological process: sulfation. The record is from RefSeq and is a predicted model, not a curated record. Gene Ontology annotation, cellular component: cytoplasm.